AUGGCGAAUACUAUGUUUUCUUUCGGGGAGUUCAACUAUGGUGGAGUUCAGGAUAAACUUGGUUCCGCUGUUGAGAAUAUGGAAGUGGACAACAUUGGGGGGAAACAAGUUUAUGAAGCAGAAAAUUGGGGUAGCUUUGGUUCCCUUUGUUCUGAUUAUGGAAUUUAUGGAAAUAGCUUCUCAGAUUAUAGGAAAUACCAACAACAGGACCAGCAGCAGCAGCUGCAGCCACAAUUGAUUUCGGAUUAUGGGGUCUUUGACGACAUGCAGUUUCAGUAUGGUGCUCUCUCCCCACCACUUCAAGCAUGCUUGGAGGAGAUAGCUAAGCUUGAGAAUAUCCCAACUUUAGUUCCACAUGUUGAGCCACCCAAGAAAGAGUUGAAGAGAGACAUCUUUCCUGUAGCAGGUCUUGAUCUGUUAAACAACUAUGGAAGCGGGUUUAAACGUUUGAAUGGGGAAAGAAUUAUUGAGUCAAACCCUUAUGCAGCAUACACAGAGGUGAAGAGCAGCAAGUUAUCAACAGAAGAAAUCAUGAGGGUGGCAGGAGCAAGGUUCAUUCGUACUGCUUCCCAAGUGUCAGCGUCUGAUAUACCCUCCAUGCUUAGCCACCCUUUUGAACUCUCCUUUGCUGGCCUCUCAGAUGAGGAGAGUAGAGAUGUGGAACUUGUCGAAUUCCUUCUUGCUUCUGCUGAGAAAGUAGGAUAUCAACAGUAUGAACGUGCAACAAAGUUGCUUACCCUGUGUGAGAAGUUGUGUUCCGAUAGAGGAAAUCCGGUUGAACGAGUGGUUUUCUACUUUUGUGAAGCUCUUCGAGACAAGAUUGAUCGAGAAACCGGAAGACCAGCACAAAACAAGCAGGCAUUUGAUAUGGAGAAGGCAAUGAUGAGUCCAAGUGAGACUUCCCUUGCAUGUCACAACAAAAUCCCUUUCGGCCAAGUUGCACAGUUUGCUGGAAUUCAAGCCAUAGUGGAAAAAGUUGCUGAGGCUAAGAAGGUUCAUGUAAUUGAUCUGGAAAUCAGGUCUGGGGUACAAUGGACAGUUCUGAUGCAAGCCUUAGCAUCCCGUGAUUUCCCCCUUGAACUUCUCAAGAUAAGUGCUGUUGGAACUUCUAAAGAGGCAAUUCAGAAUACAGGCAAGUGGCUGGAGAGUUUUGCCAAAACCAUGAACUUACCCUUUUCUUUCCAAAUGGUGAUGGUACCAGAUAUGCUAGAUCUCAAAGAAGACAUGUUUGAGCUAGAUUCUGAGGAAACAGUUGCAGUUUACUCUCAGUUUGUACUGAGGUGCAUGGUCCCGCAGCCAGAUCGUCUGGAGUCUGUAAUGAGAGUGAUAAAGAGCAUCCAUCCAUCAGUAACAGUGGUCACCGAAGUUGAGGCGAAUCACAACUCACCUGUAUUUGUGACCAGAUUCAUUGAAACACUUUUCUUCUUUAGUGCAUUCUUUGACUGCGUGGAAACUUGUAUUGAAAAAAAUGAUCCAAUUAGAGAGAGUUUGGAGUCGCAGUACUUUGGAAAUGGAAUAAAAAAUAUUGUGGCAACUGAAGGAGAGGAAAGGAAGAUACGUCAUGUGAAGAUUGAUAUUUGGAGGGCAUUUUUUGCCCGGUAUGGAAUGGAGGAAUUGGAGUUAAGCUCAUCAUCCUUGUACCAAGCUGAGCUGGUGUCUAAGAAAUUCCCAUGUGGGAGUUCUUGCACCAUCACAAUGGAUGGGAAAACCCUGCUUGCUGGAUGGAAAGGAACACCUCUCCAAUCUCUCUCUCUUUGGAAAUUUGUUUGA
Molecule: messenger RNA, 1770 nt
Organism: Fragaria vesca subsp. vesca
Lineage: Eukaryota; Viridiplantae; Streptophyta; Magnoliopsida; Rosales; Rosaceae
Product: DELLA protein RGL1-like
Exons: 1
Coding region: 1-1770 (589 amino acids)
Biological process (GO): regulation of DNA-templated transcription
Cellular component (GO): nucleus
Molecular function (GO): DNA-binding transcription factor activity; sequence-specific DNA binding
Source: RefSeq, a predicted model, not a curated record